AUGCAGGACUUCCUGGAAGAAAGACGUGAACCACUGGCUCUUAUCAACCUCAAAAAGAAAAAUGAGGAAACUGGGGAAGAAGAACUUGCCUCACGUUUAGGUCACUGCAAAGCAAAAGCCACCAGGCACAUAUUCCUCAUCCGUCAUUCUCAGUAUAAUUUGGAUGGCCGGGCUGAUAAAGACCGAACUCUGACCCCACUGGGACGAGAGCAGGCUGAACUGACUGGACACAGGCUGGCGAGUUUGGGAUUAAAAUUUGAUCAGAUUAUCCACUCCUCCAUGACUAGAGCAACUGAAACAACUGAAAUUAUAAGUAAACAUCUCCCAGGAGUCAAAAAAAUUAGUACUGAUCUGCUGAGAGAGGGAGCACCUAUAGAACCAGACCCUCCAGUCUCUCACUGGAAACCAGAAGCUGUGCAGUAUUAUGAAGAUGGAGCUCGAAUUGAGGCUGCUUUUCGAAACUUCAUUCAUAGAGCUGAUGCAAAGCAGGAAGAAGACAGCUACGAGAUCUUUGUCUGCCACGCCAACGUGAUCCGCUACAUUGUGUGCAGGGCAUUGCAGUUCCCCCCAGAAGGCUGGCUGCGAAUGUCUCUUAACAAUGGCAGUAUAACUCACUUGGUGAUACGUCCCAAUGGAAGAGUGGCACUUCGAACACUGGGUGACACAGGUUUCAUGCCUCCAGACAAAAUCACGCGCACCUGAAUAAGCAAAACUGAUGGCUGUCCAGCAGCUGCCUCUAGUCUCGUUGCACUAGUACAUUCAGCUACGGUACCACUAGAUUUUUAUCUGUUAUGUUGGGGUGUGAUGCUGUUUUAAAGAUGUCCUUUAGCCCCUCGCCUCCUUCAUACAUAUUCAUAUCUGCCUUUCAGU
Molecule: messenger RNA, 870 nt
Organism: Leptosomus discolor (cuckoo roller)
Lineage: Eukaryota; Metazoa; Chordata; Aves; Leptosomiformes; Leptosomidae
Source: RefSeq, a predicted model, not a curated record